Paramecium octaurelia is the source of this 1259-nucleotide messenger RNA. NCBI's taxonomy places the organism in Eukaryota, Ciliophora, Oligohymenophorea, Peniculida, Parameciidae. The record is from the annotation of a GenBank genome assembly.
UUUCAAGAACAGCUCAAAUAAAACUAUGCAAAAGUAGCUAGAGCAACUAGAAAUCCCAAGAGGACAAUCUUUCACAUUUGAUUCUAAUAGGCCAUUUAUUUAUUACUAUUCUGUUGCCAAACCAUUACCUGAUAAUAUAGUUGAUGAUUUAGUUGUUUGUUGUUAGAUAAGAACCUGGUUAAUAAAAUAGUUGCCCAAAGUUUGGUUUUUAAUGGCUAGUACGACAGCUCACAUUUUAAUAGAGAAACAACAACCUAAGUUUGUGACUCAAAAUUUUAUUUUGGACAUAUUCAUUUAUAGUUGGUUAUCAGAUGGGCUGGCAAACUUGAAAAAGGAAUUGACAAAUAGAUUAAGCAAAUUGAUAGUUGAAAAUGAGAAAUUAGAAAGGCUAGUCGAUAUAUUUACAUAAGAAAUUGUCUCAGUUUAAGAAGAGUUUUCAAAAUUUCAUAAAUCAGAAUACCUUCUCAAUUAUAAUGAUAGUUGUGUACAACCUUUAAUAGUAUUUCGAGAAAAAGGAAAAAAUGAGAACUAAUCACUAAUAAAAAGAAUUGAUGAAUUAAAUGUUGAUGACGAUAGUAGAGAUUCAACAUUAUCAUCUUCCUAAAUUUCUCAAACACUUACAAAUAAAGACAUUGAUAGAAGUAAAUCUGAUGUUAGAGAAGUCACAGCAGCACUUUAAAAUAGUAAGAUGAGAAAAUUUACCAAGUAAAUGGAAAAGAUGACACAAAAUGUUUUUUCAGAAUUAAUUAAAUAUAAUGCGUAAGAUCAAUAAUGGCAAAUAGCUAGAUAAUUUGUUGUCAUUAUAUUAGAAACUAGCAUUUAGUCUGAUCACUAUUUAAAAACCUAAGAAAAAGUUAGAUUUUUAUAGCCGGCUUUGCUUUUUUAUAAAAAGGCAUUAUAGGUUUGGAUUCUGGCAAAAUUUUCAUCUCAAUAAUUUAACUAAGCAACUAGAAAUUCGUAAGAAAAUAAAGUAAGAAUAUAAUAGUAAUCUAGAUGAUAUUCAGCUAAUUCUUAUGUAAAGCUAAAAACUUUAUGGGGAAAUUUUGGAAUGAAAAACUAGUUAUCCCUCUGCAUACAGUAUUUUAAAUUGCAGAGCAAACUUAUCCUGAAGUAUAAUAAGAAAAAAAUGUUAUCGAAGUAUGUCAAUUUUAAUAUUUUAGUAAAUGAAAAAGUUUUCUAUUUUAUUAAAGGAAAAACUCGUAGCAUUAUGGGACCAAAAUUUGGCUCAAUGCACAAAAUAGCUUAUUUAAUAAUAAUGA